GCUUCCACUUGUCUACAGAAACCAAGCAAAGGCCAUGGAACCGCUCAUCGAGGCCGUCCACUGCACCUCGCAGGCGUCAUCCGACGGCUGUUGUCAAACCUUGCCUUGAAGCCGCCUCUCCUAUAAAUAUCCUUCAACGCCCCUGGGAAAUUGCAACCUGAAAACCUUCCUCAACUGCCGGCUCCCCGCCCUCGCCGCUCUCCUCUUUUCUCACCUCCUUGCCCCCGAAUACCGCCACCGGAAUCCACGGAGGCCGCGAUGCAGUAUCCGCCGGCGACUUUGAUGAUGCAGCACCCGAUGGCGCCGCCACCUCCGCCGCUGCCAUUUACGCCGCCGCGCUUCUUCGGCUAUCCCCAGCUCAUGCUUUCUCAGCCGCCUCAAGGAAAAGGCAGCACCGAGGAGAACAAGACAAUCUGGGUUGGAGAUCUCCAUUACUGGAUGGAUGAAAAUUAUCUGCAUAGUUGUUUUGCACAUACCGGCGAGGUCUGCGCCAUAAAAGUGAUACGCAAUAAGCAAACAGGGAAGUCAGAAGGAUAUGGUUUUGUAGAGUUCUUCACGCAUUCAGCGGCUGAGAGAGUACUUCAGACUUUAACGGGCGUUUUGAUGCUUAAUAGUGACCAACCUUUUAGGUUAAAUUGGGCAUCUUUUAGCAUGGGUGAUAGGCGUUACGAUAUUGCACCGGAUCACUCUAUAUUUGUUGGUGACCUGGCUCCUGAUGUCACUGAUACUUUGUUACAAGAAACUUUUUCUAUGAAAUAUCCUUCUGUAAAGGCUGCAAAGGUAGUAUUUGAUGCGAAUACUGGCCGCUCAAAAGGAUAUGGUUUUGUGAGAUUUGGAAAUGAUACUGAGAAAGCACUUGCCAUGACUGAGAUGAAUGGAGUUUAUUGCUCUAGCAGACCCAUGCGAAUUGGAGCUGCAACUCCUAGAAAAAUAUCAGGUUCAAGCAGUGGAGCUGCUCAGAGCUCCCACGAGGAUUGGGUCUCAACUAACACAACUGUAUUUGUUGGUGGGCUUGACCAAGAUGUUAGCGAAGAUGAGCUCAAGCAAAUUUUUUCUAAAUAUGGUGAGCUUGUGUCUGUUAAAAUUCCACUUGGGAAGCAAUGUGGUUUUGUACAAUUUGUCCAAAGAAAAAAUGCUGAAGAAGCAUUGGAGGCUUUGAGUGGAACAGUGAUUGGGAAGCAGACUGUUCGUCUUUCGUGGGGCCGCAACCCAGCCAAAAAGCAGUUGAGAUUUGAGCCAUUGAAUCGGUGGAGCGGAGGGUACUUUGGCGGGCAGUCCUAUGGGGGAUAUGGCUAUGGAGUGCCAUUUCAGCAUCCUGGUGUGUAUGCUGCUGCUUAUAGUCCUUAUGCCAUGUAUGGCAGCUUCCAACAACAAGUGAGCUGAUUAAGCCGUCUUUAUAGACAUUGAUUAAGGAUAUAUAUAUAGCAGUGUAGAAUAGCCCUAAAAAAUUAAUUAUCUGCCGACAUAAUUUAUCUAGUUUCUAGGAUAUAAGAUGUUGGGUUACAUUAAUUUUUAUUGGUUGGUGUGACAAACUAGAAUUUUUUGUACUCUAUUGGUGUGAUUUAAGAUAUGAUUCAUUCUUUUA
Molecule: messenger RNA, 1585 nt
Organism: Phalaenopsis equestris
Lineage: Eukaryota; Viridiplantae; Streptophyta; Magnoliopsida; Asparagales; Orchidaceae
Product: polyadenylate-binding protein RBP47-like
Exons: 6
Coding region: 259-1383 (374 amino acids)
Cellular component (GO): cytosol
Molecular function (GO): mRNA binding
Source: RefSeq, a predicted model, not a curated record